AAACAACAAACACACACAAAGUGCCUUAAGAGAUGUCUGGCUACUACCAGCGCCAGAGUCUGGAGUUGCAGGGUCCAGAGCAUAGUCGUAACAAUACCCACACCCGCACCGUGCAACUGAAUCGCACCAAUACCAAUCCCGAAUCGCGACGGCGACAACAACAGCAACAACGGGCGGCCCAAGAACGUCAGGAGUCGUGGUUCCGCCACUCGAUGCCCCCAGCUAUAAAUCGUGACUUUGAAUCGCUGGAACAGUUGACGCAGGAGACAACAAAUGGAUUGGAUGAGCAGCUCGCCGCCACGCUGGCUGCUGGCCAGGAGGAACUGCCGGCCGUUGCGAGUCACACGAGCAUACACCUCAACAGUGCCAAUAGUAAUCUGGGUUUCAUCGACUCCGAUAAUACGCCCAACACACCGAUUACCCCUGCAUCCGAAUCGAUGGCGGGCACCCUCUCCUCCUCCUGCUGUCCACCGGGCGCAGCUGCAGCCGACAAUAGUUCGUCGCGUCGCAAAUCGCGUAAUCGCAAGGGUUCGAGAGCGUCCAUCCUAUCGAAUGCGACUCGUGGUUUGCGUAUCACAACCUCAUUCCUACGCAGCAAACGCAAGGAAUAUGAAGAUGACGACGAGAUUCCACCCUUUGGCGCCUACGAAGCAGAUGAUGGGGACAGACGCGUCAUAGCCCUCAACUCGCAACAGCCAUCCAAAUAUUGCAAUAAUCGUAUAUCAACGGCUAAAUAUAAUGUCCUCACCUUUGUGCCGUCGUUCCUCUUCGAGCAGUUUCGACGAUAUUCCAAUAUAUUUUUCCUACUAAUUGCAUUACUACAACAAAUUCCGGAUGUGUCGCCAACGGGUCGCUACACCACAUUGGUGCCACUGUUAUUUAUACUCUCCGUCAGCGCCAUCAAGGAGAUUAUCGAGGAUAUUAAACGUCAUCGUGCUGAUAAUGAAAUCAAUCAUCGUUUGAUUGAACGCCUGGAGAAUGGCACUUGGAGGACUGUGCGCUGGUGCGAGCUGGUCGUGGGCGAUAUUAUAAAGGUGGUCAUCGACACAUUCUUUCCGGCCGAUCUAAUACUCUUAUCAUCCAGUGAGCCACAAGCGAUGUGCUUCAUUGAAACGGCCAAUCUGGAUGGGGAGACGAACCUGAAGAUUCGCCAGGGAAUGCCGUCGACAGCCAAACUAUUGGAAACAAAAGACUUGAUGCAAUUGCAGGGCAGAAUCGAAUGUGAAUUGCCCAAUCGACAGCUGUACGAGUUCAGUGGCGUUCUCAAGGAGUAUGGCAAACCUCUUGUUCCGCUUGGACCGGAUCAGGUGUUGCAACGUGGCGCGAUGCUGCGCAAUACGGCCUGGAUCUUUGGCGUUGUCAUCUACACGGGACACGAGACGAAGCUGAUGAAGAACUCGACAAAGGCGCCGCUGAAGCGAUCCACCGUCGACAAGCUGACCAAUACACAGAUCCUGAUGCUCUUCAUGAUACUGAUCACGCUCUGCAUCACCAGUGGACUGUGCAAUUUGUUUUGGACACAAAAACAUUCCGAUUCCGAUUGGUAUCUGGGCAUUGGGGACUUCAAGAGCAUGAGCCUGGGCUACAAUCUGCUUACGUUCUUUAUUCUAUAUAAUAAUCUGAUACCGAUAUCGUUGCAAGUCACGUUGGAGCUGGUGCGUUUCCUACAGGCGCUCUUCAUCAACUACGAUAUCGAGAUGUAUCACGAGGAAUCCAAUAUGCCGGCCAGUGCACGUACCUCCAAUCUGAACGAGGAACUCGGCCUGAUCAAGUACAUCUUCUCGGAUAAGACGGGUACUUUAACCCGCAAUGUGAUGGUCUUCAAGAAGUGUUCGAUAGCACGACGUAUCUAUAAACCGGAGCGUACACCGGAGGAAUCUGAACUGGUGCAAAAUAUACUCCGGCGACAUGAUUCCUCUGCUGAUAUUGAAGAGUUUCUCGUCCUCUUAUCCGUGUGCCACACCGUUAUACCCGAGAAGAAGGAGGAUGGCAGCAUCAUCUAUCAUGCCGCCAGUCCGGAUGAGCGGGCGCUCGUCGAUGGCGCCCGACAAUUUGGCUAUAUUUUCGAUACCCGUACGCCAGAGUAUGUGGAGAUUAAUGCGUUGGGUGAACGCCGACGCUUUCAGAUACUAAAUGUACUCGAGUUCACGUCGACCCGCAAGCGAAUGUCCGUCAUUGUGCGCACGCCGGAGGGACGCAUUAAGUUGUUCACGAAAGGGGCGGAUACGGUGAUCUAUGAGCGUUUGUCGCCGCGUCAACAGGCCUACGGAGAGAUGACGUUGCAGCAUUUAGAGGAAUUCGCCUCGGAAGGAUUGCGUACUCUGUGCCUGGCUGUGGCCGACAUCGAUGAUGAGGUGUACGAGGAAUGGUCGAGCACCUAUCACAAGGCAACGGUCGCCCUAUCAUUUCGCGAGAGUAAAAUUCAUGAUGCAGCCAAUCUGAUUGAAUCCAAUCUUCGCUUAUUGGGCGCCACAGCGAUUGAGGAUAAACUGCAGGAUGGUGUGCCAGAAACGAUUGCCGCACUGCUCGAGGCGGGCAUUUAUAUUUGGGUGUUGACCGGCGAUAAACAGGAGACGGCCAUUAAUAUUGGCUACUCGUGCAAGCUCAUCUCGCACUCCAUGGACAUUAUCAUACUCAACGAGGGCAGCUUGGAUGCCACCCGCGAUGCCAUCUUGCGGCAUUGUGGCGAAUUCAAGAGCACCAUGGCCAAGGAUGCAAACGUGGCACUGGUCAUCGAUGGCAAGACCUUAAAGUAUGCGCUGACCUGUGAUUUGCGUGGUGAUUUCCAGGAAUUGUGUCUAAUCUGUCGCGUCGUCAUCUGUUGCCGUGUGUCGCCCAUGCAAAAGGCCGAAGUCGUCGACAUGGUCACGCAUAGUACAAAGGCGGUCACACUCGCAAUUGGAGAUGGAGCCAAUGAUGUGGCUAUGAUCCAGAAGGCCAGUGUUGGCAUUGGCAUCUCGGGUGUGGAGGGUUUGCAGGCGGCAUGCGCCUCCGAUUAUUCAAUUGCCCAGUUUCGUUAUUUGCGUCGCUUGAUUCUCGUCCAUGGCGCCUGGAACUAUGCGCGGAUCAGCAAACUAAUCCUCUAUAGCUUUUACAAGAAUGUCUGCUUGUAUGUCAUUGAACUGUGGUUCGCAGUCUACUCGGGCUGGUCGGGACAAAUCCUGUUCGAGCGCUGGACAAUUGGUCUUUACAAUGUGCUGUUCACAGCGAUGCCACCAUUUGCCAUCGGGCUCUUUGAGAAGUUCUGCACGGCGGACACGAUGCUGAAGUAUCCGUUCUUGUACAAACCAUCGCAGAAUGCCAAAUUGUUUAAUGUGAAAGUGUUCUGGAUCUGGAUAUUUAAUGCCCUGCUGCACUCCGUAUUCCUCUUCUGGCUGCCGUUGUUCGCCUUCCAGGACGAGGUGAUUUGGGCGGAUGGCAAAACCAGUGAUUAUCUACUGCUCGGCAAUAUGGUUUAUACGUAUGUCAUAAUAACUGUCUGCUUGAAGGCUGGCCUGAUAACGAGCUCGUGGACCUGGUUAACGCAUGCCGCCAUUUGGGGUUCGAUAGUGCUCUGGUUCCUGUUUGUUGUAGUCUAUAGCCACUUUUGGCCAACGUUGGCGUUUGCAAGCAACUUUGCCGGCAUGGAUAUCCAGAUGCUGUCGACGCCUGUCUUUUGGCUGGGCCUGAUCCUGGUGCCCAUUACCAGUCUGCUCAUUGAUGUGAUCUGUAAACUUGUACACAAUACAGUUUUUAAGACACUGACCGAAGCGGUGCGGGAAUCGGAAAUUCAGCGCAACGAUCUCUCCCAGGUGAUGGAAGAGUCGCGCUCCUCAUUCACUGAAACGGCGAGAUUGCUACGUAAUGUUUUCACACGUCGUGCCAACACAAGAGUCGAAACGGAACUAGAAUUAUCGCAUGGCUAUGCAUUUUCUCAAGAGGAAGGCGGCGCUGUGCCGCAAUCAAUUGUUAUACGAGCCUAUGACACGAAUUUGCCCAAACCGGAGGGAAAUUAGGCGGAGGAAUGCGUCUAGAAUUUUGGAAAAAGUAAUGCUUGUGUGUCUGUCAUCUGCUGUGUAAAAGGGCCAAAGAAAAUAAACCAUUUAAAUACAUAUUUUAAGUAUACUUUAAAAACAUAUAAAAUCAAAAGAUAAAUCCAAUCAAUGUUAAUACAAACUGCAACUUUUUGUGAACACUCACACACACAACACACACACUCUUUUUCUGGUAUUAAUGCAUCAAGAUAUUCUACAUGUGUCUUACAUUACUAUUUUUUUAUAAAUGCUGCAUAUGAUAACUUAAAUAUGUAUUUGUAUCUUAAUUGUUAAUUAUUUGAUAAGUCUUAAAAAAAAAAACACUUAAAUAAAGUCGUUAGAAGCAGUUUAUUUCUUUGUA
This is a messenger RNA of Drosophila grimshawi, 4374 nucleotides long. It is a transcript of the gene ATP8A, whose product is annotated as probable phospholipid-transporting ATPase IA. The transcript has 11 exons. Bases 33 to 3995 code for a protein of 1320 amino acids. Gene Ontology annotation, cellular component: plasma membrane. Gene Ontology annotation, biological process: phospholipid translocation. The record is from RefSeq and is a predicted model, not a curated record. Gene Ontology annotation, molecular function: magnesium ion binding; ATP binding; ATPase-coupled intramembrane lipid carrier activity. Lineage: Eukaryota; Metazoa; Arthropoda; Insecta; Diptera; Drosophilidae.